This is a messenger RNA of Aureococcus anophagefferens, 3192 nucleotides long. RefSeq lists its product as hypothetical. The transcript has 4 exons. Gene Ontology annotation, biological process: ceramide transport; intermembrane lipid transfer. Gene Ontology annotation, cellular component: membrane; cytoplasm; cytosol. The record is from RefSeq and is a predicted model, not a curated record. The coding region runs from base 1 to 3192 and encodes 1063 amino acids. Gene Ontology annotation, molecular function: ceramide 1-phosphate transfer activity; ceramide 1-phosphate binding; phosphatidylinositol binding. NCBI's taxonomy places the organism in Eukaryota, Pelagophyceae, Pelagomonadales, Pelagomonadaceae.
AUGCUCCGGAGACCAGGUCAUGCUUUAGUUCUACUGCUGCUCUGCUCCGCGAGCGCCUUGCACGUCGAGCCGUGGCUGCGGGCGCGCGGCGUCGAGUUCGGCAAAAGCAUCAGCAUCGGCGCGAGCGACGGCCUCCGCGGCCUCGUGUCGACGGCGCCGAUCGCCGCCGGCGACGUGCUGUGCUCGGCGCCGCUCGCGUCGGCGCUGCACGUCGAGCUCACCGACGCGGACUGGCUCUGGGACCUGUCGCGCCUCGUGCUCGCGGCGCCGGAGGGCUACGCCGAGUGGUACGCGUCGCUUCGCGACGACCUGGACACCCUGCCGCUCCUCUGGCCCAUCGAGGACCUGCCCUACUGCUACGCGCCGGUCUGCGAGCGGCUGUUCCUCGUCCAGACGCAGGCGGGCUUGCGGGGCGGCGACGCGCGCGCGUGGACGGAAGCCGCGGCCUGCGUGCUGUCGCGCGCCUUCGUCGUCGACGCCGCGACGCCGCUGGCCGUCCUGUCGCCCGGCGCGGACUUGGUGAACCACGCGCCGGAGCCGCCGGGCGCGUCGCCGUUCUUCCUCGACGGCGACCGCGUCGGCGUGCGCGCGACGUCGGCGGCGCCGCCGGGCGCCGCGACGGUGAGCUACGCGGCGCGCGCGGGCAACGACCGCCUCUUCGCCAACUACGGCUUCGUGCAGCGCGACAACGCGGACGACGAGUACGUCCUCGAGGACGACCUCCGCUUGUUCCGCGGCGGCGCGUGGUCGCGCCGGUCCGCGGAGCGGCUCCGCGCGCGCUCGUCGAGCGACGCGGCGGCCCUCGAGCUCGCCAGGGGCCUGCUCCGCGACGAGGCCGACGAGGUCGAGGCGGGCCUCGAGGACGCGUGCGGCCGCGGCUCGGACAGAGCGGCGCUCGUCGCCGCGUUCCUCGCGGAGAAGCUGCGCGUCCUCGAGGAGGGCCUCGCCGCGGAGUACCUCUGGGCGCCCUCCAUGGCCAAGACGGGCAAGCAGGAGCUGGGCAUCGCCGUGUCCGGCGCCUGGGCGGCGACGCUGCUGGACCGGUGGGCGAGCCUGCUCGGCGGCGAGCGGGAGAACAACGUCGCGCGCCUCGUCGUCGGCGACGUGCGCGUCACGGCCUGGGACGUGUCCAAGGUCGGGCGCACGCUGCUGCCGAUGUGGGCCGCGCGCGUCGAGGUCCUGCUGAGCUGCCUCGGCGCGGGCCCGCAGGAGUGCCUCCACGGCGCCGUCGACCACCUCGAGGAGAUGCUGCCGUCGACGCCCGCGGCCGUCGUCGCGCUCGCGGACGCGCGCGCCGCGCCCGCGGACGCCGCGGUCCGCCGCGAGCUCGAGCGCUUCGGCGUCGACUACUACCCGUCGCCGCCGCCGCCGGGCGUCGGCGGCGAGACGGGCGCCUUCGACGCCGGCGCCCGCGCCAUGCUCGAGGGCCUGCUGAAGCGCCGCUUCGCGGCGCUGCCGGACCUGCUGCGCGUCUGCAUCCCGCGCUUCGAGCUCGCGCGCGACGACGCGGGCGGCGGCGGCGGCGUCGCCGCCUUCUACGAGGUCUGCUGCGCGACGCGGGGGCCCGGCGGCGCGCCCCAACCCGACGACGACUUCCGGGGCUGGGCGACGCCGCGCCGCUCAGGGCAGGACAAGAGAGCGAAAUUCCCAACUUCAAAGGCUCAUAUCUCGGCCGUUUUCCACUCGCGCCGCUACUCCGAGUUCAAGGCGCUCGCGGCCGCGCUGAAGCGGGCGGCGCGGACGCCGCCGCUGCCGGGCUCGCGGCGCUCGCUGGAGUCGGUGCUCAGCCGCGUCGGCUUCCCGGACACGCGCUACCUCGACAAGCGCCGCGCGGCGCUCGACGCGUGGCUCCGAGCCGUCGUCGCGCUCUCCGCGGGCUUCGACGACGCGGGCGCGCGCGCGGCCGUCGUCGACUUCGUCGACCCCGCCGGCCACCUCCACAUGGUCCUCGCGCGCCCGACCCGCACGAACCGCCUCCGCGCCCUGGAGUCGCUGCUGUCGCCGCCGCCGCCGCCGGACCCGCCCGCGCCACCCGAGGACGCCCAUCGACGGCCGCCGCCGGCGCCCGACGCCGGCCCGGACGUCGUCGACCAACCAACCAUGCGCCUCAUGGCCCACGACGCGAGCCUGUUGCCCAUCGUCGAGCGCGACUUGCAGACGAGCGCGCGCACGGCCGAGCGCCUCAAGAAGGCGAAGCGCUCGGACCUCCAGCUCUCGCGCUACGACUCCUCCGACGACAGCGACGAGGAGACCGGCGCGCUGACGCGGACCUGGGGCCUCGUGGCCCGCACGGCCCUCGCCUUCGCGCUCGUCUGCACCGUUUUGUUCCAGUCCGCGGCGCGCGUCGGCCGCUGGGGCGGGCCGGCGCCCGCGUACCGCCGGCGCCUGCGGCGGGACGCGCCGGCGCCGGCGCGGGAGCCCGCCGUGCGCUGGCGCGAGUCGGCGCCCGCGUUCGGCGAGACGGCGGCCGUCGUGAUGCCGGAGCCCGUCGACCGCUUCGACGAGCUCGCGGCGAGCGACGAGACCGCGGCGGCGCCGCUCGACCUCGCGGAGCUCGCGCCGGCGCACCGCCUCACGGUCGCGGGCCACUCCCUCGGCGUCGCCGCGGCGCUCUUCCGCGCCGCGGCGACCGACGGCGGCGGCGUCGACGGCCGCGCGUUCGUCGACGCGACGUCCGCCCUGGGGCCGUGGCUCGACUCGCUCGGCUGCGGCAUCACGAAGAUGGUCAACGUCAACGUCGCCAAGCUCGAGCAGCGCUUCGGCGACGCGGCGACCGUCGACGUGGAAGUCGCCGUCGCCGACGAGGUCGCGCGCGGCGCGGGCGGCGACGACGACUCCGUCUUCGUCGCCGCCCUGUGGAACGCGCGGAUCCUCAACCUCGUCGGCCGCCUCAUCGACGACGUCCUCGAGGCCGACGACCUGGCCACGGACGAGCGGACCAUCAGCGCCAUCGCGACGCGCGCCUACCAGAAGACGCUCGCGAAGCACCACAACUGGGUCCUCCGGCCCGCCGCGAAGGCGCUCCUCAAGAUGACGCCGGACCGCGCGUCGCUCCUGCGGGACCGCUUCGGCUACGAGGCCGACGAGUGGAACACGCGGGCGCGGGCCGACUUUGCCGACUUCUCCGGCGCCCUCCAGGCCUGCCUCCGGAGGCUCGCGGCCGUCUACGCGCCCUACGACGAAGAGAUCUGA